AUGGAGCGAGCGAUUUCGCUGGUAGGUCGUUCGAGCUCUCGCACCUCGGAGCAUCUCAGGGAUGAACCUCUGUUGCCCUCCUCAGAGAAGCCCGCCUUACGUCGCCCGCCAAUCAGUUCCUUCUUAGGUUAUUGCCUCUACCGGCGAGUCGUCAUCUGGACAAUUUUGAGCUUGGCUCUCGUCUCCAUUGCUCUCCUCCAUGCCUCCGAUGUGCCCGUCCCGGACGUUGUGGAAUACGGCAAAUCCAAGUUCUCUCCAGGCCGGCCCGAGGCCGGCGGAACUACUGUAGUGGUGACGUCCGAGGGCGAUGAGGCUCAUGGCGACGGCCAGGAUGAUGGAAACGACGGGGUUAGACCCGAUCACCAAAACGGGGACGAGGAGGAAUUGACCGACGACGAGAAGGACCAAAGGGAAUUCGAACAGGCUGUAAAAAAUAUGCCAUGGCUCCUUUUCAAGCACCUCGAUGGAUAUUAUCACGGGCUCAAAGCACUGGUUCGCAAGCCGAACCACAUUCCCGAAUAUCCAAAUAAGACGGCUUACGCGCCAUUUCCGAACCCGCCCAUCAGUGCCCACGAACGCAUGCCGCGGCCGUACGAUCCAUAUCACGACAUAAACCGCGCCAAAACUUGCUAUCUCGAUGAGGAGAACCGCAUUUCUCCACCUGAUAUAUAUGCCUACGACGGCUUGCCGCAGCACAUGCCAGACCCUGCCCUCGGAUCGUAUGAUCUUUUCGGAAUCAGGGAUGAUGUUUGCUUUGACCGUUUUGGUCGUUACGGUCCAUACGGCCUCGGCUACGACAAGUUACAGGGAGGAACUGGUGUGGGCACCGAGACGGAGAGUAGCGGAAGCGACGCGAUUUGGGCGGAAACCGGGCAGAUCAACUACAACCAAGUCGACUGGGGCAAGGCGCAAAAGACAUGUUCCGAGGCAAACCGCCACAGACUGCUUGAGGUUGACGAGCAGACAGAGGAACUCCCUUGGUCACAGGAAGACCGCGCCGGCAAGAAGGGUCGCAUUGCCGUGGUUGUCCGCUGCUACCAGGGCUUCAAGUGGACUGAGGCGGUAAUACUCAAUUUCCGUGCCAUGGUGACUGAGCUUUCUCUCAAGUCAGGAGGAGAGUAUACAGUUCACCUCUUGCUCCACGUUCGCGACGAAAACCUGCCUGUCUGGGCCGAUGAUGUCACCGCACAGCGACUCCUGGACAGCGAGAUACCUGCAGAGUUUCACAGCAUGGUGACAUUUUGGAGCGAAAUGCAGAUGAAGCUCUUCUACCCAGGAAACUUCGACGACGCCAUUGACAAUCCGAGCAAUACUGGGGUACAUGGAGUGUAUCGGAGUGCGCACCUGCCCCUGCAAGUCUUUGCAAUGAAGAACCCCGAAUACGAAUACUUUUGGAACUGGGAGAUGGACAUGCGUGUGAUGGGAAACUACUACGAGAUUCUGGACAGGAUCGGCCGUUGGGCUGAUGACCAGCCGCGAGAGCUUUUGUGGGAGCGCAAUGAGCGCUACUACAUUCCCGAGUUCCACGGGUCGUGGGAUAGCUUCACACAACAGGUGCGCCUAGACUCCCAGAGUUCCGGAAGGGAGCCAAUCCUUGGCCCAGUCAUGUUCGAUGGACGUCAGCCCCUCAGACAGGAACAAUGGGGUGCCCCGAUGCUUCCCGACUCAUGUUCCGGUGGCUAUGACGGGGAGCAGUGCGGCGUGGGCGAGGGCGCAGAUCUCGUUACGUUGAACCCAAUAUUCGAUAUCGACGGGUCUGGGUGGGUAUUUGCAAACGAUGUGACGGGCUAUGGCCAACCUGACUCGUCACCUGUACCGCGGAGGUGCAGCAUCGUGACGGCCGCCCGCCUCAGCCGGAGGCUGCUGCUGUCGAUGCAUGAGGAAGUUUGGCGUUACCGCCACACCAUGUUUUCCGAGAUGUUUCCUGCUACUGUAGCGCUGCAUCACGGCCUCAAGGCCGUGUACGCCCCGCACCCGGUUUAUCUGGACCGUGCAUGGCAACCUCUUGGAUCGUCCAUCGCGGCAGCUUUCAAUGGUGGCGAGAACAAUUCGACGUCCGGGAGGCAUUCCCCCUUCGAUCUGGGGAACGAGCAUAUUCACAAGGGCGCAAGCUGGUACUAUCACAGCGAGUUCCCUGGCCUCUUGUGGAGACGAUGGCUGGGCUACGCUCAACCGGAUGGCCGCGGCCAGUAUGGCGGCAGGGGAGGGGAGGGCACAACUCGAGGAGGCAAUGAGGAGGAAAGCCUUGAGAGCAGUAGUGGACGGCUCUGCUUGCGCAGCAUGCUUCUUCACCCCAUCAAGCACGAGUUGCCGACGGACUGA
Molecule: messenger RNA, 2322 nt
Organism: Purpureocillium lilacinum
Lineage: Eukaryota; Fungi; Ascomycota; Sordariomycetes; Hypocreales; Ophiocordycipitaceae
Source: RefSeq, a predicted model, not a curated record